Rhincodon typus (whale shark) is the source of this 2275-nucleotide messenger RNA. RefSeq names its product thrombospondin type-1 domain-containing protein 1. The transcript is spliced from 3 exons. Bases 1 to 1701 code for a protein of 566 amino acids. The record is from RefSeq and is a predicted model, not a curated record. Lineage: Eukaryota; Metazoa; Chordata; Chondrichthyes; Orectolobiformes; Rhincodontidae. Gene Ontology annotation, cellular component: cell periphery.
AUGGCUAAGGGAGAAAGAGGGAAUGUUUGGCUGUCUUGGAGCCCAUGCAGUGUCACUUGUGGUGAUGGAGUACGUGAGAGAUACCGACAAUGUAUUGUGUCCUUCUCGGGAACAAUUUCUUGUAAUGGGGAGGAGAAAGAAGUCUCCCCCUGUUCACUUGUGGAUUGUGCAGGGCAGGAAUCUGGAACAGUUCACAAUGAAGCAUAUAACACAGGCAAUAUAGUAACGAUCACAGGCAUUUCUCUCUGUCUGGUGAUAAUCAUUGCCACCAUUGCUAUUACUAUACGGACAAAACUAUCACGUAAGAAACAAAACUGCAGUACUGCAGGAAGACAGGGCUCGGGACCUCAACACAGUUUCAGGAAAACCCUUGAAAAUGAAAGAAACUUCUGCGACCUGAGCCAUCAACAUGACUUUUUAACUGACAAUGUUGCCCCACUAAAGCUCAAUGAUGGUAUAGAUAUCCCUUUAACGUACAGGAGGAGCCAGCAUUUCCUUCCAAAUCAGGAAUCACAGGCUGAAGAAAACCCAGGGCAACAAAGUGCUCAGAAAGUGAUCCCUCCUAUAUUUGGAUAUCGUUUGGCACAUCAACAAUUGAAAGAAAUGAAAAAGAAAGGGAUAACGGAAGCAACUCAGGUAUAUCAUGUAACACAGCACCCUCUAGAUGACACGAUCAUUAAUGAAGCAGGAGCCCCAGUUACAGAAGUAGAUCAAACUAAUGCCACCACUAUCAUUGCACCCCAUAUGGACAAGGAAAGCGACAUAGAAAGUAGCACAAAUAGAUUUCGUAUUAAAUCUCCAUUCAUAGAUCAGAAGUCAAUUUAUUACAACCAACAAACAGAAAAACCAAACCAUAGGAUGGAUUAUACAAUUCAACCAUUUCCAGAACCGUUUGUUGACUGUUUCCUGCCAUACCAAAUGCCACAAGUAAACAGCAUGGGACCUAAUUGUGAAGCAAGUAAUAAAACACUUCCAGGUAGGCCCGGAAAGUUCAGGCAUUGUGAAACUGAGAUAGAGAUGUAUGAAAGAGGGAAUGGCAGAAAUCCUAAUUUUAGGAGAACAUCUAGCUUCAAUGAAUGCAAAACUGCAAAGUUCUACAGAGAAAGAAGUCUGUCCACUAGUACGCAGAAGCUUCCAUCCCUGUCUCACUCCAGAGCUAUUUGCAGGCCAGCAGCUGUGACUGACAGAUCCACAGGUGACAAGGCUAUAGCUCAGUUCAGAUUCAGUAAUGCUAACUCAGCAAAAUAUCAUGGCCGGACUUGCGGUGCAUUUGCUACAGAGCCCUCAAAAUAUUACAAGAAAAGUAGUCAGCCUGGGGCACAAACUUGUAAAACUGAGCUGACAAAUGAUCAGCAAAUGACAAGUGGUAUUCUUAAUAACUCAGAAACCUAUAGAGGCAAGAGAAGAUCAAGCACAUCGACGAACAGAUAUAAAUUGACUCCUAAAGUCAGUGAUCCCAACUCUGAGAACUGUUUCAAACAGACGUCUCCACAGAGCAAUCCAUUACCUCGUCAGCAAUACAGACAUGAUCGGUGUCAAAGUUUCCCUUCUGAUCCCAACUUUCUCCUGUAUGACAAUUCUGGUUUUGAGUUAACUACUUCAGAGCAGCAGAUAAUCGAUUUGCCAGCACAUUUUAGCUCACAUGUAAACGAAGAUGAAGAAGACACCAGUACUUUAAGUAAUGAAAAGCUGGUGAUCUGAGAAACUUGAGAAAAAAAACUUCUAAAAUCUAUGUAAAAUAAUUUUUUGUGUCUUAAUCUUAACCUGUCUUGUGAAAGUGACUUUAUCUUGUUAAUGAAAAGAGAUUUUUUAUAAGGAAAAUUUCCUCUUGAAAAUGAGAAUGUAUCCUAAAGCAAGAAUAGUUCUUCUCUGCGUUCUUCCCUGAUCUUGACCUUAGAUUUGCCAACUUUGAAUUCUAUAGGGGCACUAUCUGAUCUCCAUUUCUUGAUACAGGAAGAGAGUUGGAUUUCAGGGAAGAAAAUUUUUAAUGAAAAAUUUGUGCAGAAUUUCAAAGCAACUUUGCUGAAACUAGUUGAAGGAUAAAAUGUUAACCUCAUUGUAACCUUAAUUGUUACUCAGCUAUGUGUUCUACUGAUAUUGAUGACCCAGCUAAGCGCAGUGGUACUUCACAUUUUCAAAAGAACCUCAAUGCGCAGGGUAUUAUUUGGAUUUAUGUGCAAAUAUGCACAUCUGAGGUCUGUGUGCAAAGGUUUUAGAUAUGCAAUUGUGUUUCAAUGUGGUGACUUUUGUUUAAUAAUAAAUUCUAAGCUGCAAA